Penicilliopsis zonata CBS 506.65 is the source of this 905-nucleotide messenger RNA. RefSeq lists its product as hypothetical. The transcript is spliced from 4 exons. The record is from RefSeq and is a predicted model, not a curated record. NCBI's taxonomy places the organism in Eukaryota, Fungi, Ascomycota, Eurotiomycetes, Eurotiales, Aspergillaceae. Gene Ontology annotation, molecular function: protein-folding chaperone binding. Gene Ontology annotation, cellular component: cytoplasm; prefoldin complex. Gene Ontology annotation, biological process: protein folding; chaperone-mediated protein complex assembly. Bases 101 to 478 code for a protein of 125 amino acids.
CUCCUCGUUCCGUCUCGUGCCCCGCCGACUCGCUGGUUUAGCAGGACCAUCUCCAACUUUCGCCUCUGACGUUUCACCCCGACAAAUUCAAGACAGCACCAUGGCCGACGCGCAGAAGCAUCUCCAAGGGCUCACCGAGGAGUACCAGAAGCUGCAGACCGAACUCGAAGGCCUGAUUGACGCUCGCCAGAAACUUGAAUCACAACAGCAGGAGAAUAAGGGUGUGCAAGACGAAUUUGCCUCCCUCGAUGGCGAUGCGAAUAUUUACAAACUUGUCGGCCCUGUCCUGUUGAAGCAAGACAAGAGUGAGGCUAUGAUGGCCGUCAACGGUCGACUUGAUUUCAUUGAGAAAGAGAUCAAGCGGAUCGAAGACCAGAUCCAGGAGAGCCAAGAGAAAUCGGACAAAAAGCGAACUGAGAUUGUCCAAUUCCAAACCCAGGUUCAGCAGCAGCAAGCUGCGGCUACCGCUUCGGCCUAAAUGUGGCUGAAUGAUAUAUCAAGGAAAUGGAGAUCGAACCCAGUACCCAGAUCUAGCCCGCAAGCUGUUGGGGUUUUUUAUUAUACAGCUAACAACAUCGCUAUCUCUUCAUGCGAUUGCUAGAGAGCACCCGACGGCGCGUUCUCCCAAAAUGGAGGCAGAAGAGCGCGCAUUCAAGGAAUCGCUAUCCAGUCAUUCUCCAGAUCUUGACUGAGUAUAAACCGACUGACAGGUUCUUGUACAAGUCUUCUGGAGGUGCAUUGAAACAGUCAUAAUGCUUCAAUAGUGGAUGAUUUGCUUGAGGAAUGGCAGGAACUGUACUCUCAUAUUAUCUUAUAUUAGAGAGAGAAUAAUAGAAGAUAUAAAUAUUGAAAUAUGUAUCUUUUAUAAGCUAGACUGAUGGUUUACUAUCUAAUCCCUUUUCUUG